Messenger RNA from Dimorphilus gyrociliatus, 4062 nucleotides. The record is from the annotation of a GenBank genome assembly. Lineage: Eukaryota; Metazoa; Annelida; Polychaeta; Dinophilidae.
AUUUGUUUGGACGACUAUGGCGGAUACUGAAUACAACAAAUAGUUCUCUAAGUUCAAUUUUUCUACUAACAUUUAAUUGAAUUUCUCUGGAUUCCUUUUAUAAAUUAAUAAAAAUUUUGUGGAAUAUAUCAACCAUUAUUUUAAGCACCUACUUAUGACAUUUUGACGACUGAAUUUAACGAAAAUGCGGUAAAGGACACAAAAAAGCAGCCGAUGUUGAAACGUGUUCUUAAUUAUGUCAAGUUCUACAAGUGAUGUAAACAAAAGACGUCGAAUUCAUCACGAUUAUAGAAGAUUAUCUUCCUCAGGAUACGUUGACGAUUACACAUCCACUCAAAGAGAUUUAAAGUAUGCAAUUGAAAGUAGCGAAAUAAAUCAAUCUAUGUCUACAACCACGGAUAUGUCUGAUAAUCAACAAAAACUGAGACAAAAGAAGGACUUUCCCAGCUCCUCAGUGAAAAUGAAUUCUCUGAAUGCUUCAGGAAGACCUAAACAUUGUACUGAUAUUUCUCGUCGAACUGAGCGUUUAAGGUAUACCAACCGAUUGGUCUCAGAAAAGCGAGAAAAGCCUGACCCUACCAAUCGGGGUAUUCAACAGAAAAACCUUGAAGAAGGUGUAAAAGGUGACCUGAAACUCUCGGAAAAAAAUUCGCCGGUCUGCCAUGAUCAAUUUUCAAACGAAACCCCCGAAAAAUGUUCAUCUUCAAAAAUGAAUCGCUCUCCUAUAGUUAAGGAAAUGUCGAAUGAUAUUUAUCCAGAAACAGAUAAAACAUCUGAGAUAAACUUGACUAAGAAUAAUGAACUAGGAGAUUGUACAGAAAAAAACCAGGAAGCAUCAAUGGAACUUCCUGAAUCCAUGGAAAAAUCUUACAAAUUAUCUAGUCGUGAUGCUACUAUUGGCCAUAUCUUAACAACCUGUACGAAAGAAAAAUUUAUUGAUAAAGUACACUUGACUGUUGCAACGUCCGCUGUUGGAGAAUCUAAUGUCCCUUCGAAAACACCAAAUGAUCAAUUAGUUUCCCAAGAAAACGCUGAAAAUAAUAGCUCAAUAAAUAUUUCAAAGGGGGCUACUGUUAAAAAUGGUAAGAUUGAAUAUAUAAAUGACCAAGAUGCUGUAUUAAAAGAAAAUGGCAACGAUAAAUCAGCUGUUAACCCUAAUGAUAGCGAAAAACCUCAUAAAUCUGAAGAGAAUACAAGUAUUCAGAAAGAGGGAAAAAUGAAUACUUCAUCACCCUUGAUCAAAGUAGAAAAUUCCAAUUCGAAACCAGUUUUACAUAAACAAGAGAAAAAAAAUCCGGAUAUGUUUACUCUGAUGCAAUUAUAUAAGCCAAAGGAGGAGAAAAACAUGAUGGGGAAAAGUGAGACGAAAAAUAUUCCAAAGCUAAAUAUAUUAAAAGAUUCAAUGUCUUUGAUUUGUACUGACUUACCGCAAUCUCACAGAUUAAAAAGCAAAGUAAAUAAAGAAAAGGACACCACUCAGGACCAAUCUAUUUACUUGAACAAAGAUGGGCAAGGAAAACACUCAAAAUUUCUUACAUCUAAGCAAGAAUCAUCAUCAAAACUUAGUGACAGUGACGCAAAAAGAGAGAGACAAAAAGUAAAAUCUACCUCUCCAAAAUCAGGCACUAAUCAUUCCCAUAAAAGAAAAAGGGAAAAAGACCAAAAUAGUUCUAUGAUAAUAGAACAGGCUAAUAAUCAAGAGGAAAAAGAGGCAAAAUUUGGAAAUUCCGCCUCAAACGACUGUAAACGAGUCUCAGAAAAUCAGGAGAAACGGGACAAAGUCAGUAUCUCGUCCAAAAAGAAACACAAGCAGAAACAACUCAAGGAUCACUUAUCAAAUGUUACCAUCAAAGAUGUAUCAGAUAAUGAAUGUAAGAAAGUAAAAGUUGUGAAAGUAUCCUCAAAGAAGAACAAAUCAUUAGACUCAGAGGAAUCAAGCAAAUUAUCAGAAAAGAAGGAAAUAAAGAAAAAGAUGGGUCCUUUAUCGAAGAAAGAAAUGGAAAGUAUCGAGAAUAGUCCGACUUGCGCUGGGAAUUCAAUACCAUUAAACAGAAAUGAUACAUAUGGUGAUCCGGAUAAAAAACCGGAAUCAGAACAAAAACAAUCCAGUAAAACUUCAUUAACACCUGCAAGAAAGCACUAUAAAGAGCAGAGCCCAGUCAAAAAAAUUCAAUCAAAUUCUGAUAAAGUUGACUGCACACCAACUAAUGAAAUGAAUAAUAAACCAAUAGUGAAAAGUGAAAGCUUUAACAUUGACAAAAAUAAAUAUGCAGUCACUCUACCUGGAAUCUCUUCUGUUGAGGCUGUACAAAGAAAAAGGAAAAUACUAAUAGAGAGUAGUGAUUCUUAUUUAUCGUCAGAUGAUGAUGAAUUCUCUUCCAAACAAACUACGAAUAAAAUAGCAAAACAAAAUAAGCCGAAAAAGAAAAAAAAGAAGUCAAAAGAAGAGCCAAAAAAACAAAGGUUUAACCCGGCUACUGUGCAAGCGGCCAAAAUUGAUCGUAAAGCUUUUUUGAUGAGCAAAACGUCGCUUCACAAAAAAAUUUCAUCUGAUAAAGAUCUUAUACGGGUUGAGGUUAAUCCGAAUGGGGGAGCUUCGGUGCUACACGUUGAAUCUGAAGAUUUGCAGGAUUUUUCGGACGAAAAAAUGGAAGAGUUUGUGGAUUUCUUUUUUAGAAAGUUAUUUAACGAAACUGAACCAGGUGUUUGUGAUCACGUGAUGGGUAUAAUUCACGGAGCUGCGGCCUAUCUACCAGAACUAAUCCAUUACUUUGCCGAUAAUUUUGGAUCCAUGUACGUAAAAGUAGGUGUAUUUGGGAGAAGCAGCGAAUUGGAAACGACAACGAUGGAGCAAUAUAGAGAGAAUGUUUUGCGCAGCUACUCAUAUGGUACUCACCGAGCUGGAAAUCUCGAUCAAACGUCCCUCGUUGGCACUGUACAUGAAGAAAGCGGGGCCUAUUUCCCCCAAUUUUUAGAUGCUCUCGAAGCUGAACCUUUUCUGAGAGCUGUUAUGCCCUGGGGUAGAUUAUCGGCCCUAGAAGGUCUCGAACGAAAUCGAAGUAAUGAUGGACCUAUUUUAUGGUCUAGACCUGGAGAACAAGUUGUUCCAACAGCCGAAUUAUGUAAAUCCCCAAUUAAGCAGCGAAGGAAAGGAGUAAAUGAACUGAAAAAUUUACACUACUUACCUCGCGCAACAGAACGACGGGAACAGCUGAUUGAAGACCGCACUCGAGCUCAUGCUGAUCAUGUGGGACAGGGACCAGAUAGACACACUACUGCUGCUGUUGGGGUCCUGAAGGCGAUACAUGAUUCACCCAUUCAGCCCCCAACAUACCAGAAUAGAAUCGUUAAAGACGUUGUCUGCUUUGACGCAAGCAAUUUUAUACAAGUUGUUAAUGAUUUGCAGCUGGACCUACAUGAGCCGCCUGUAUCCCAGUGUGUGACUUGGGUUGAAGAUGCGAAAUUAAACGAAAUGAGACGAGCGGGCAUCAAGUACGCACGCAUAUCACUGCGGGAUAAUGAUAUUUACUUUAUCCCAAGAAAUAUUGUUCAUCAGUUUAAAACAGUAUGUUCAGUGACAUCUCUAGCCUGGCAUGUUCGACUAAAGGAAUAUUAUCCUGAAAAAACUAAAUAAUGUCCAUAUAAGAAGACCGAUAUUUUAUAGUUAAUGAGGGUUAUUGUACAGUACAAAAGAUAAAAAUAAACUGAAAGACAAAUAAUGCAUAUUUUACGAAUCAAGAGAUGAGAGUCCUUCGAGCUCCAUCUGUACUUUUCUCUUGAAGAAACUACUGCGAGUUGUUAAUCACUAUGAAAAUUAGUUAUUCAAAUCGCGAAUUGUCCAGUCUCGGUCGAUUGAGUACUGAUUAAUUAUUACUAUUGGUAAGGUUUCACUAAGCAUGUAUGCUGCGUUUAUUUUUUUACUUCAUUCGGAAUUCAAGACGAAACAGGCCAUCGAGCAACUUGAUCUUCUGUAAACCGACCGACUCGAGUGGCUAUCGAAGGUGAAAAGUUUGCUUUUAAAUCCCUGCAUUAUAUACAGAGCAACGUGUAAAUAAAGUUCAG